Molecule: messenger RNA, 408 nt
Organism: Trematosphaeria pertusa
Lineage: Eukaryota; Fungi; Ascomycota; Dothideomycetes; Pleosporales; Trematosphaeriaceae
Exons: 1
Coding region: 1-408 (135 amino acids)
Source: RefSeq, a predicted model, not a curated record
AUGGGAUCCUUUACCCCGGACCCUCGCCAUAUUAAUACCCCGACCGCUCCUCUUCUCACCUCCCGCGUCUUCUUCGCCAAAACAGUCGACGGCAAGGCUGGGUUGAAGAACGUGCAGUGGGUCUACCUCAGCGUUGCCUGCUUCGUCGCGCUGCUUAUUAUCCUCUUUUUCUUUGCGCCGAUGCCCAAGAUCACGGAUGCGGAUAUAAAUUUGCAGGAGGCGGAUACUGGUAGUAAGGAUGUCGGGUCAUUUAGCGAGCAGUACCACCUCUUCCUAAGGGUGUGGUCGCAGUUUUGCUAUGUUAGCGCCCAGGUGGCCGUUGCUGGGUUCUUUAUCAAUUUCUGCGUGGAAUCAGGAUACGAGAAGGCUUUCUCUUAUAUGAACGUUUGGCGGUCGAUGCUAAUAUGA